UGCUGCAAACACCUUGUCUCCGGACUGAGGAAGGUUCUACUGCUCCGUGUGCUGCGCUGUGACCCGCUGCCCGGAGCCCGGAGCCUUGAGGAGAGCCAGGCGAGCUCGGAACCCGCCAUGGAUAUAUUGACCUAUGAGGAUGUGCAUAUGAAGUUCACGCAUGAAGAGUGGGCUUUGCUGGAUCCUUCCCAGAAGAGUCUCUACAAAGAUGUGAUGCUGGAAACCUACUGGAACCUCACUUCUAUAGGUACACCAUCUUCAAAGACACACAAAUAUCCAAUACUCAAGAGGAUCACAUUUGGAUCUGAUUCGUCUUUAAAAGUACAUCAAAGAACUCAUUUGGAAGUAAAAAACUAUGAAUAUAAUCAAAGAAUUAAACCCUUUUCAUGUCACAGUCUCGAUCAAGUAUGUAAAACUCAUACCAGAGAAAAAACACAUGGAUAUCCUCAAUGUGAUACAGCCAUUGCACACACCAGUUAUCUUCUAAUACACGAAAGAACUCCUACUGGGGAGAUACCUCAUAAGUGUAAUCAAUGUGGUAAAACCUUUGCACAGAAGAGUCAUCUUCUCAGACAUGAAAGAAUUCAUACUGGAGAGAAACCCUAUGAAUGUAGUCAGUGUGCUAAAGCCUUUGGACAUAAAUGUGAUCUUCAAGUACAUGAAAGAACUCAUACUGGAGAGAAACCCUAUGGGUGUAAUCAUUGUGGGAAAGCCUUUGCCUAUAAAAAUCAACUUCAAGUACAUGAAAGAAUUCAUACUGGGGAGAGACCCUAUGGAUGUAAUCACUGUGGUAAAACCUUUGCACGUAAAAGUCGUCUUAAAAUACAUGAAAGAAGUCAUACUGGAGAGAAACCUCAUGGACAUAAUUAAUGUGGUAAAGCUCUAUAAUAUAUUGUAUUCCACAAAUGUGGGAUAAUUUGAAUAAAAAACCUAAUUUGCAAAUGAAAACAAUAUUUAUGCUGUCAUCCAUUAUGUUUGGGUAGUGUUACUUUAUUCUGGGGACUAAAUACUUGUUCCUCAUAUUUUCUAAGAAUGCCAAAGAAUUUUACCGGUGAGUAAAUGUGAUCAUUGCUAAGCAUGAUGGCCAGAAUUCAUUCUCUGGGAAACCCACAUUUCUCCUACAGGUUCUUCACUGCACUUGUGUUGUAUGCACACUAACACACCAGCACAUACGUAAAUAUGUUUGAAGCUGAAAUCAGAGCCAGUGAGUUCACUCACUCAGUUAAGUUUAGGGGACUUAACUGCCAAGCAGGACUACCCUAGUUUCAUUUCUAGUACUCACAUAGAGGAACUAGAGACCAGAUACCUGUAAAUUGUCUUCUGACUGGCACGUGGACACCAUGGCACUGUUGUUUAUACACAGUAAUUCUUUUUAUUUUUGGAGACAUUGCUUAGCAGUGAAGGCUUCAUAGUCCUGAAACUCAUUCUGUAGAUAAGGCUGACCUCAGUCUCAGGGAUAUCAAUGUUCCUCUGCUUCCCAUGUGUAGGGCUUACAGGUGUGCCAGCACCACCCAGCCAGAGUUAAAAAUGUUUUAAAACAGGAAUGAUAUUAUCCUUUGAAAUCAAUUCAUUGAAAAAUUCCUAGAACCAUUACUGUUUAUUUAAAAUAUAUAAUGUUUCUUGUUUAAGUCUUAUAUUAUCCUUUCAUUGUCUGAUUCAAAGUUGGGUCAUUUAAAAAAAAAUCUCUCCUGGGUAUAGUGUUAUGGUCUUAUAAUCCCAGAACUUGGAAAAGAAAGUCAAGAAAAUCUGAGUUUUGAGGCCAGUUGGGUCAGAUAUUGUGUUCCAGGAUGGCCAUAGUUAUAGAGAGAGAUCUUGUCUCAAAAAAGGAAUCUGAUGUCUGCUUUACCCAAGAACCCAGGCUCAGUUCUCAGCACCCACUUCAUUAAUGACUUAUGACAGCCAGUGAAAAUGCUAAUUUCAUUUAUGAAUUCCUUCCUAUACCCAGGAUCUCCAAAUGUUAUUUCCAGUGUCAUCAAAAUGAAAAUGUUUAGCAUCUGAUUGUGGAAUAAGCAAUCUAUUUAAAACUAUAGAAGGAGAAUUGGCAUUGUACUGUCUUUACAAAUUAUCCUGAGAGGCAAAAAUAACUCCAGUUAUUUGAAUUUCAAACAAGUGAGGCAUUUGUGCAUCAUGUGUAUUCUUCACUGCCUUCAAACUUAUUUCUCCCAUUAAAUUGUCUCCUGUGGUGUUAUAGCACUAGAGGAUAAGCCUUUGCAAUGGAUUUAUUUACAGGAUAAAGGUCAGAAAUUAUUAACUAGCAAAUGGGAUCUUUAUAACUUUGUUUAUCUUCAACAAAAUAUCAGAUUGCCAUACUAUAUGAUGACAUUAUAUUGAAUGGAUCAAGUGAGCAGGAGGUAGUAACCACACUGAACUCUUUAGUAACACAUGCCCAGCAGAGGAUGGGACAUAAAUCCAACCAAAAUUCAAGGGCCUUCUACCUCAUUAAUAUUCUUAGAAGUCUAGUACUGUGUGACAUGCAGUGAUAUUCCUGCUAAGGUGAAGGACAAAUUAUUACACUUGUCCCCCUUCUACCACUAAGAAAGAAGCACAACACUUAGUGUCUCUGUUUGGGACACUAAGUUGAUUCAUAGAACAGAUCUUUGGGAUGCUGGAAUAUGGCUCCACCAUCUGUAAACAAAUGUUUGCUUUUAGAGACAGCUAUUGGCCAGCUAUUCAGCCUUAGUGAAAACUGAACAUUUGACAAUGGGCCACCAUGUUACUAUCCAACCUGAGCUUCCUGUACAUAAGAAGAUGGAUAUUAUCUGUCCCAUCAAACCAUAAAUUAGAAUGUUUGCAGCAUCAAUCCCUUAUUAAAUGGAAGUGAUAUAUUUAUGAUUUGGCUGAGCAUAUCCUGAAGGCACAAGCAAGUUACAUAGAAAGUUGCCUUAAUGCCUUAGGUUUCUUGUCACAUUACAAUUCCCUCUGCUGCUAAGAUGUGCUGUAUAGACUGUGGGAGGUUGGUGGGGCCUAGAAUGGUUGGUACCAGAGAGGGGGCCUGGAGUGUUGGGUUGCUGCUGUGGGCACAGCAACAGGUUGGGAAGGGUGGUGUAAGCGGCUGGGGGAUUAAACAGGUUGGAUCAGGUUGGAGACAUAGAUGGGUGUUAAAGUUUGGCGAACUUAGGAGGAGGAUUGGAAUAGGGGCAUUUAUCACAUUGGGUGGAGCCACUACUGACAGGGGUAGGUUGUACAGGGCCACAUCCAAGAAAAGUCCAGCAGGGCAGAGGCUGGGAAAAGGAACCACAAGUGCUGAGGUGGGUAGAACCAAGACAGGUGAAAUGGGCUUGAUAAGUUUGGCCAGGCCAACCCUAACAUGCCAGAGCUUUACACAGGCAUUUACAGGUGCAUUUACAACACCUUUGGCACAGAGGAUUCCCACAAACCCAAACACCCAUGAAGACUUCUCCAAACACACAUGCGAAGAUGACAACCAUGCUGACACAUGCAUCACACAUGCCCUACACAUCAAUAUACCGCUCUCAGAUACAUACCAUAAACAUACUCCCAUAGUUCGUAAUAGGUACAGUUAGAGACAGCAAGCUGGGACAGCCAAUUCUGUGGCCUGAUGCCAACACUAGCUACCUAUGUUUGCUCCCCCAUAUGAUGGAAGGAGAGAACCAAUUCUCAAGCAAUUCUCUGGCUACCACCUCUGCACUGUGACGUGUACAGCUACCUGCAAAUACAAAAAAUAAAUAAAAUGUGUCAAAAAUCUUUACAAGUACAUAAUUAUACACACAUUUACAGAGAUAUUAUCUAUUUGGGGAGGUACUAGGAUUCAAACCGAGAACCUUGAUAAUGCAUCUCUCCAUUUGAGUUGCAGCCAGGAAGUACUGGGGCACAUGGGAAGACACCCUACCAGGCCAUAUGACCUAGCUGCAGAGGCAGCUACUGGAGCUUGCUUCCAGGCAUGAGAAAAGAAGGGGAGAUCUUACACAUGAAUUGCUCCUGCCACUAUGCUCUCCUGAAGGUAUUUCCACAUCAUGGGCACCUUUCUGCAUACGAGGGCACUGUUCAUUAAACAAAAAGGGGUUGGACCUCCUAAAACUUUGGAGUUACAGAUGUGAGCCACCAUGUGAAUGCUGGAAACUGAACUGUGUUUUCUUCAAAAAGUACUAAAGUAUUGAAUCAUCUCUCAUCCCUUUUUAUUUCUUUUAAGAUUUAACUUAUUAUUCUUUUAUUUGUGUCUGUACCUACAUAGUACUGUGCAAAAGUAAGAUGGCAGCCUGUGGGACCAAGUUCUCUCAACCUGUGGGUCUUAAGGACCAAACCUGCCAUGCUUGGUCUACAAGCACCUUUACCUGAUGAACCAUCCCAUGACAUCCACUGAGCCAUGAUCUUUUUGUUAAUCAUUGUUCUGGGGUGUUAGUUUUUAAAACAGGCUCUUGAAGUCCAGGCUGACUUUGGAAUCAUGACUUUUCUUAGCCCACUGGGACGACAUGCCUUGUGCAUGCAGAGGCAUAAACAUGCUGGGCCAGUACACACUAUCUACCCAAUGAGACCCAUCUGAAAUAAAAACAUUGAAUUGUCCCACUUGGUAAUACACAGGUACACACUGAGAUUCUUUCUCAACAAACAAACAAAAAACAAAACCCUACAAAUAAAAAAAAAAUUUAAAGAUCAUGUAUCUGUUUUGAGAGGGUUUUUUUUCUUUUUUUAUUGAUUUUUACUGAGUUCUACAUUUUUCUCUGCUCCCCACCCUCCUAGCCUCUUCCUGUUGUGGGAGCUCCUUCGGCUCCUUCAGCCAAUAGCCGCUGAGAUACUAGCCCAUUGGGGCGUGGUCUCUCUCCCUUUAAAAAAGUGGCCACUUCCCUCCAAUCGCUCUCUGGCUUCCAGGUCCACUUCCGGCGACUAGGCUCCUUUCCUGAUUGUGCAGAGGGCUGUCAUCUGGGACAGUGAUCUGUAAGUUUUUCCCCCUUAAAUAAAUAACCAUUCUAUUAAUCAUAGUUCCAAACUGGUGUGGGAUUGUUUGUGACUUACGCCUUCAUCUUCCCUCCCCUUCAACCCUCUCCCAAGGUCUCCAUGCUCCCAAUUUACUCAGGAGAUCUUGUCUUUCUCUACUACCCUGUAGAUUAGAUCUAUGUAUGUCUCUCUUAGGGUCCUCAUUGUUGUCUAGGUUUUCUGGAAUUGUGAUUUGUGCGCUGGUUUUCUUUUCCUUUUUCUUUUUCUUUUUUUUUUUUUUUUUUUUGAGGGUUUAUGGAUAAUCCAGGAUUUAUAAGGCAGAUUAUAUUGUUUUGCAAUACUAAUUUGGUUUGAAAUAACAAAUAAUAAUUUAAGUGUAUUGAUUUUGCCUCCCCAGUUAAGUUCUAGACAAAGCAAAGAAGACUUAGUUAUGAUUACAGAUCCAAAUAUGAAUGUCAUUUUUAUAGACUGAAUGUUUGUGUCCCUCUCAAAUUCACAUAUGGAAAUUUUUUUCAUUCAAAUAUUUACACUUCCUUCCCUCCUCCCAAUCCCCACCCACUCCCUCACUCCCUCUCCUUCCUCCCCCUCCCUGCUUGAGAGAGGGCAGGAAACCCUGGUGGGUUGGUUAUCUUUGAUUUAUGUUUAAGAACUACUUAUGAGUGAGUACAUGUGAUAAUUAACUUUCUGGGUCUGGGUUACCUCACUCAGAAUGAUGUUUUCUAGCUCCAUCCAUUUUCCUGCAAAAUUCAAGAUGUAGGGUUUUUUUCUGCUGUGUUAUACUCCAUUGUGUAAAUAUACCACAUUUUCCUUAUCCUUUCUUUAGUUGAAGGGUAUUUAGGUUGUUUCCAGGUCCUGGCGAUGACAAACAAUGCUGCUAUGAACAUAGUUAAGCACAUGUCCUUGUGGCAUGAUCAACCUUUGGGUCGGAGCUUCAUCACGUCUGCCCUGGGGAGCAGCAGCAUGGCAUCUGUCUGAGGCAUCUUACCUCACUUCCUCUUUCUCCCAGCAUUCUGUUCUGUUUACUCCACCUACCUAUGUUCUAACCUAUCAGGCCAAGCAGUUUCUUUAUUAACCAAUGACCUUCCUUCAUCAGCUGUUGUUUUGUUGAUCAUGUCCUUUGCUUUACGGAAGCUUUUCAGUUUCAGAAUGUCCCAUUUAUUAAUUGUUUCUCUUAGUGUUUGUGCUGCUGGGGUUAUAUUUCGGACGUGGUCUCCUGUGCUCAGGCAUUCAAGUGUACUUCCCACUUUCUCUUCUAUAAGGUUCAGUGUGGCUGGCUUUAUCUUGAGGUCUUUUUUCCAUUUGGACUUGAGUUUUGUGCAUGGUUAUAGAUAUGGGUCUAUUUUCAUUCUUUUACAUGUUGAUAUCCAGUUAUGUCAGCACCACUUGUUAAAAAUGCUUUCUUUUUUCCACUUGAUAUUUUUUGCUUCUUUUUCAAAAAUCAGAUGUUCAAAAGUAUGUAGAUUAAUAUUCAAGUCUUCGAUUUGGUUUCAUUGGUCUUCCUGUUUGUUUUUAUGGUAAUACCAGGCUGUUUUCAGUACUAUAGCUCUGUAGUAAAGUUUGAAGUCAGGCGUUGUGAUGCCUCCAGAAGUUCCUUUGUUGUACAGGAUUGUUUUGGCUAUUCUGUGUUUUUUUUUUGUUUGUUUGUUUGUUUGG
Molecule: messenger RNA, 6546 nt
Organism: Alexandromys fortis (reed vole)
Lineage: Eukaryota; Metazoa; Chordata; Mammalia; Rodentia; Cricetidae
Product: zinc finger protein 120-like
Exons: 3
Coding region: 118-870 (250 amino acids)
Biological process (GO): regulation of DNA-templated transcription
Source: RefSeq, a predicted model, not a curated record